This is a messenger RNA of Cebus imitator (Panamanian white-faced capuchin), 4538 nucleotides long. RefSeq names its product interleukin-1 receptor accessory protein-like. The record is from RefSeq and is a predicted model, not a curated record. Lineage: Eukaryota; Metazoa; Chordata; Mammalia; Primates; Cebidae. Gene Ontology annotation, molecular function: interleukin-1 receptor activity; interleukin-1 receptor binding. The transcript has 3 exons. Bases 242 to 817 code for a protein of 191 amino acids.
CGCGCCGCCGUGGCCAAUCGCGCUGCUCCGGGGGAGGAGCCCCAAAGGGGGAAAAGAAAGUGCGGCGGAAAGUAAGAGGCUCACUGGGGAAGACCGCCGGGAUCCAGGUCUCCGGGGUCCGCUCCGGCCGGAGGCGCGGAAAGAAGCGGCGCCCGGCGACACUGCGCCCAGCCCCGCUGCCUGCGCUGCGCCCGCUCAGCCUCCCAGGAAAGAACGCUGCGAUGACUGGGGACUAGAUACCAUGAGGCAAAUCCAAGUAUUUGAAGAUGAGCCAGCUCGCGUCAAGUGCCCACUCUUUGAACACUUCCUGAAAUUUAACUACAGCACAGCCCAUUCAGCUGGCCUUACUCUCAUCUGGUAUUGGACUAGGCAGGACCGGGACCUUGAGGAGCCAAUUAACUUCCGCCUCCCUGAGAACCGCAUUAGUAAGGAGAAAGAUGUGCUUUGGUUCCGGCCCACCCUCCUCAAUGACACUGGCAACUAUACCUGCAUGUUAAGGAACACCACAUAUUGCAGCAAAGUUGCAUUUCCCUUGGAAGUUGUUCAAAAAGACAGCUGUUUCAAUUCCCCCAUGAAACUCCCAGUGCAGAAACUAUAUAUAGAAUAUGGUAUUCAGAAGAUCACUUGUCCAAACGUAGAUGGAUAUUUUCCUUCCAGUGUCAAACCGACCAUCACUUGGUAUAUGGUAAGGAAAAUUAGACUACAUUUUAUUCUCUCUAAUGGCGUAUUAAAUGACAAUACUUAUUUGCUGAGUUAUAUGUAUAAGCAAAGGCAUUUCUGGGCAGAUUAUCUGAUUUAUUCCAUGAUAACUUUAUGAAAAUAUUUUACCACAUCUUCAUUUUGUACCAUUUUAAAGGAAGUGGUAUACAGUACUCUGUCUCAGGCCACUAUUUUUGAAAUUACUCUAACUAGAAUACCAAAACUACCUUAUUUCCGUUAACUUCAUGUGAAAUACAUUUUAAGAAAUUUUGCCCACUUCUAGUUCCUGCUUAAUGAAGUCAUAAGCUGUUAAUUUAUGAGGUGAAUUUCAACUCCUUGAUUUGUCAGUACUGCAUUUUCUUGUUUAUGUGUGUUUUCUUCUUUGCCCCCUUUGUAGGCACUGUCCAUCUAAGGCCUCUUCCACAUCUGAGGGAUUUGGAAAGUGUUUAACCAAAAUAUAAAAGUGUUGGAAGGUAGCAAUUGUAGCAGCAACAUAGCUUUUGAAUUGCUUCAACUUUCUACAUACACCAAAGCCAAAACCCCAUGGACAGAAUUUAUAACAUAACUCAGUGACAUGUUAUCCACAUGAACCACUUUUGAUAAAGUUAACUGAGACAAACCACCAACAGCCUAAGCCCAUAUGGGAUCAGUGUUUGUGAGUAAGGAAGGAAGCAUCUGGAAGUAGUGUGGUGUCUGUCAGACUUGACAGCAGGAGGGCACCAAAAGAGCCAACAGGUACUUACCGGAGAGUGUGAUGAGCCAAUUUGAGAACAGGAGCUGAAAUUGGGAGAGAUUUCGCUCUCUAGUAAAGGGUGGUGCAAGAGACCUAAACAAGAGGCACUGAAGGGGUGGGUAAAGUUGUAGUUGCUCACAACUCUGUAAUAUGACCAGCCAUGUUAAGGAGAAGCUACAGAGAGUAGAAUCAAAAGUAACCUGGAUGAGGACAAUAUAUCGGAAGGAAAGAGAAGGACUGGAUAAAAAUAGAGCAGGAGAAGAAACCCAGGACAUCUUAAGACCAAGACUUCACAGUUUUGAAAAGAUAACUUGGUGAACUUAGAAAAUCCUUUAAUAUUUUAAAAUUCAGAAAAAUCUGCUAUUUCCUAAAUGAGCUAAAAGACAUUUUAAAAUGUUAUAAGAUGUGAAGAAAUAAUAAGAAUUAGAAACAUCCAAAAAUUAUAUAUAUUAUGUAACUCCAUACAAACUUAGAAGAAAUUAAAUCAUUUUAGAAAUGAAGGUCAUCUAAGAGAAAGAUACCAGAAUAAAACACAAUAGAUAAUAGAAGAUUAAUAGAAGGUGAAAGGGAGAAAAAAAAUAAAAUUAAAAAUAAUAAAUAAAUAAAUGGCAGAUACAAUAAGAAAAUUAGAAUGGCCAUAAGAAUGUCAGAUAAAGUAGACAGUGAGGAUUACCAGAGAUAAAGAUGAUGUUUUAUAAUAAUGAAAGAAUCACUUUAUCAGGGAAACAUAAAAAUAACAAAAACUUAUGUGCUUAAUAACAAUGCUUUAAAAAUAUGCAGCAAAAGUCGACAGAACUCCAGAGAGAAAUAAAAAAUUCUACAAACACAGCUUGUUGUAGAUUUCAAAAGCUGAAAAUUUUAAAUUCUGUCUCUGCUUAAGUUGUUAAUAAUACAACUUAGGAGUCAAUUUGAAGAGUCUUCUGUUGGCCAAAGAUGAACAAUUUGAGCCUAAAUAAUUUGAACCUAAUUGCAAUGAUUUAAAUCCUAUGAAGUCAGGUGAAAUUUUUAAUUUCAUAAUGACAUUUCCACAAAAUUUCAUGAAUGAUAUUUGGAUGAUAGGAAAUCAGUUUAUUAUCUUAAAAACUGGUAAAGGAGAACAAUCAGGUUCUCAUUCUGGUUUUCCCAGAAGACAUGUAACACUGGUUAAUGAAGUGUUGUAAAGCAGUGUGUUUUGCAAAGUGUUUCUAAUAAUAAAUGAAAAUUUAAUGAUACAAUUAGAGCAUCAUCUUCUUGCAACUCUUAGUAAAUUAAUAAAUCUAAGCAUUUAAGCAUCAAAGACUGCUAACAUCACAAGAUGAAAAACCACCAGACAUGUUUCUUCUGAUAAAAGAAGAAAAUAUUGUCUAUUGAUUCAUAUUACCAAAUGAAUUAGACCUGAGUCCGAUUAAGCCUUUGGCUCCCACUGUCAUUUUGCAGGAGAUAUGUAAAUAACAUAGAAAUAUCUUGAAUUUCAGCAUGAAUAUGUCAUCAAUAAAAUCUAGUCUAUGUGAAUCUCUAUGGGUCAGAUGUGCUGAGUUCUUCAAAAGAUAAAUUAUAAGAAAAGGAAUAUCGUGAAAUGGGACUGUAUAUAUUAAAAGAAACAUAGGCAUUUAAAAAGUAGAUAGAAUUAUAGCAUCUAAGCAUGCACAUGUAGGUGAGAAAUAUAUAAAUAAAGUGAUUUUACUUUAUAAGUAUAGACAGUGACUACUUUGGAAAGUAGUAAAGGAGGUGUGAUUGAUAUGGGCCAUGAAGAAGGCCUUCAAGAGGGGUUGGCAAGGUUCCUGGACCUGAAUGAUGGUUACAAAGGCCUUUGCUUUGUAAUAACUCAUUAAUGCGUGUGUUUUAUUUUGUUUUGUUUUGUUUUUUUUGGUAUGUGCUUUACUUUACAAUAAAAUGACUAAGAGGGACAGAGGGAGAGAAGGAAGGGAGAAAAGGAGGGAGGAAGAGAAAGAGAUACAGAGAAAGAGACUGAUUUAAAAGAUUUAACAAUCAAUUGCAAUGAAUCAACUUCAGUUGGAUCUUUUUCAUUGGAAACAACUAUAUAACAGAUUAUUAAAAUAUCAGGGAAUUUUGAACAUGGAAUACUAAUGUUGCUAAUAAAUUAUUACUUUUUAAACUUGAUAAUGGUACUGUAGUUAUACUUGCAGAAGGAGUCUUAUUUUUGGAGACACUCAAAGAAAUAUUGUUUAGAAAUAGAAUUAUAUGAUGUAGGUGACUUGCUUCAAAAUAACCUUGGGGUGCAGUGAGUAGCUCUACAUGAAAUAGGACAUAGUCUCUAUUAAUACUUGUUGGGACUAGUAAAGAUACAGGAGCUUAUUGACCUCUCUCUGAUUAUAAAUUUUUAUAGUAAAAAGCCUAAAUGAUGGUUAACAGUUUUACAUACAUCAGUAAGUAAUAUGCCUUCCAGUUAAAAAAAAAGUAUGAUUAUUUACCCUGCAAUCAAGGUUUUAAUCUUGAACCUUAUUUGAUAAGGUUAUUCCCAUACACAUCCUGCCAUUUUUUCCUCUCCUUUUUCCUCAUGCGUUCCUUCUGCCUGGAAUGCCUUUCUCCCUUUAGAACAGAUCAAAUUGUACCACCUUUAUUAAUUGUUCCUUGUUCCCUCCAGCAGGAAAUAAUUUUCGUCUCAUGUACUCCUGUUUAUUUGUGCCUGUUUCAGUAUCAUUUUUUACUUCAUUUAUUUUUUUAGUCACUCAUUCAUGACUACAGAUAGUCCUUGAUAUACAGUGGUUGGACCUAAGUUUUUCAACUUGAUGAUGUGUUUAUUGGGAUAAAACCUCAUGGCAUGUCAAGUAGCUUCUUAUGAUUUAUGAUGGGGCUAUGGUUUCUAGUGAAUGUUUAUCACUUUCACAUUACCAUAAAGUUAAAAAAUCAUAAAUAGAACCAUCGUGUUGGGGACCGUCUGCUGUGUUGCCACCAUUAAAUCCAUUUUUGACUUAACUAUAAUUUUGACUUAUGAUAGGUUUAUUGGUAUGUAACUUUCACCAUAAGUUGAAGAAUAUCUGUAUAUUAGCCGAAGAUUAACUGUGAUUAAUGCAGUAUGCCAGGGAGUUAGGGGAACACCAUAAUGAAUAAAAUAUAUGCCAACAGCUGUGUAGUCCCAGAGGACCUCAUAAUUUAAUGCAAAUAA